This is a messenger RNA of Dermatophagoides farinae (American house dust mite), 1858 nucleotides long. Its product is annotated as pyruvate kinase PKM-like. Gene Ontology annotation, molecular function: pyruvate kinase activity; potassium ion binding; magnesium ion binding. Gene Ontology annotation, biological process: glycolytic process. Lineage: Eukaryota; Metazoa; Arthropoda; Arachnida; Sarcoptiformes; Pyroglyphidae. The record is from RefSeq and is a predicted model, not a curated record.
ACAUUAUUGGAAUUUUUGUUCGAUUUUCCACCGCACGCUCCAAUUCGCUUCUCAUGUUUGGCUAUAAAAUUUGCCAAUCUGUUCGAUUGAUUUUUGUUUAUCAAUUUAAAUUUCAAAAUCGACAAAUAUUUUCUAAAAUUAAUUUUCCAAUAAUGACUUCCCAGAUAAAGAAACCAUCAUUUAAGCAACGAUCAUAUAAACAAACCAACAACCAGAAUAUGUUGCCCAUAAUGGAUUAUCAAACACGUGCUAUACAAGCCGAUUGUCGAUUGGAUAAUCUUUGUGCUUUGGAUAUUGAUUCGAAACCGAUGAAUUUUCGUCAAAGUGGUAUUGUAUGCACAAUUGGACCGGCCACAAGAGAUGUAUCGAAAUUGGUUGAAUUAAUCAAAUGCGGUAUGACAAUUGCACGAAUGAAUUUUUCACAUGGAACACAUGAGUAUCAUCUUGGUACCAUUCAAAAUGUAAGAGAAGCAGCAAAAUUGUUGGAAGAGAUGAAUAUAGCAAACUUUCCCAUUGCUAUUGCAUUAGAUACAAAAGGUCCGGAAAUUCGAACUGGUCUUCUUGAAGGAGGUCCUACAGCUGAAAUCGAAUUGGUGAAAGGAAAGACAAUCAAAUUGACAACCAAUGAUGAAUUCAAGGAAAAAUGUUCACUUGAAAAUUUAUAUUUGGAUUAUAAAAACAUUGUAAAAGUGGUAUCCAAAGGUAGCCAUGUAUUCGUCGAUGAUGGUCUCAUAUCAUUAAGUGUACAAGAAGUUGGUUCCGAUUAUUUACAAUGUGAAAUUGAAAAUGGUGGUAUGUUAGGCUCGAAAAAAGGUGUCAAUCUUCCUGGUGCAUUGGUCGAUUUGCCUGCCGUUUCCGAGAAGGAUAAACAAGAUCUAGUGUUUGGCUGUCAGAAUCAAGUUGACAUGAUAUUCGCUUCAUUCAUACGUAAUGGUAAUGGUGUGAAAGAAAUUCGACAAAUAUUGAAGGAUAAUAAUUGUGAAUACAUUAAAAUCAUCUCAAAAGUGGAGAAUCAUGAAGGUGUUAAGAAAAUUGACGAUAUCAUACGUGAAAGUGAUGGUAUUAUGGUAGCUCGUGGCGAUAUGGGUAUUGAAAUUCCAGCACAGAAAGUAUUUUUGGCCCAGAAAAUGAUGAUCGCUAAAUGUAAUAUUGCCGGAAAACCUGUCAUUUGUGCAACACAAAUGUUAGAAAGUAUGACUAAAAAACCACGACCAACACGUGCUGAAGUAUCGGAUGUAGCAAAUGCUGUAUUGGAUGGAGCCGAUUGUGUUAUGCUUUCCGGUGAGACAGCUAAAGGUGAUUAUCCAUUCAAUACCGUCGCAACAAUGGCAGCCAUAGCUGUUGAAGCCGAAACAGCUAUACAUUCGAAGCAAUUAUUUGUUGAACUUUGUGGAAAAACUCCUGUACCAACGGAUGUAGCUACAUCAUUGGCUAUUUCCGCUGUAGAUGCAUCGCUUAAAUCAAAUAUUGUUGCCAUUAUAGUGGUUACCAGUACUGGACGUUUAGCUCAUCUUAUAUCGAAAUAUCGUCCACGUUGUCCAAUUAUUGCCAUUAUUGGUGAUGAACGUAUAGCUCGACAAGCACAUUUAUAUCGUGGUAUUAUACCAUAUAUUCAAAGUGAACAGAAUCCCGAUGAUUGUAGUAAAGAUGUACAAGCCGGUAUACAAUUAGGCAAACAAAUGGGCAUAUUACGAUCGAAUGAUUCAAUCAUAAUUGUCAAUGGAUCAACAAUGCGAAUCUCACAAGUUGAUUAAUAAUUACUCUUGCUCUCUAUACCACCACCUACCACCAAAAUCAUCAUCUGAAUAGUUUAAAUUUUUUCUUUUUUUGUGUUUUGCUUCAUUUAGUGUUUUGUUUU